Messenger RNA from Ostreobium quekettii, 2115 nucleotides. Lineage: Eukaryota; Viridiplantae; Chlorophyta; Ulvophyceae; Bryopsidales; Ostreobiaceae. The record is from the annotation of a GenBank genome assembly.
AUGGCCUGCGGGCCGGCGCUGCCCUCGCCGCGCCCACGCCCCCCGCCCCAGCUCCGUCACCGAUCGACCGCGGGGAUCGAAAGGCGGCGCGCAGCGACGGGAAUCCACCCAAGGAGGCAUCCGGUGCCACUUUGCGCGCACGCUCCCGCCGUCGCGGUCCCGCCGGCCGGCAAGAGGGGAAGUGUUGCCCCGGCGACGGGCGUGCAGGCCCUGCCGGAGCCGCCCAAGACCGCCGGCCUGCUGGACGUGAUCCCCUACCUGGGACGCCUGGCGCUGACGGACCCAGCACUGUACUGGCGGGUGGGCCUGGCGAUGACCUGUCUGGUGCUGUCCAAGACGGCGGGUCUGGUGUCACCAUUCUUUUUGAAGCAGGCAGUGGAGGUGCUUGGACCAAUGACACCUGCGGCGGCAAAAGCAGCAGCAUUGGCUUGCCUGCUUGCAGGGCUGUGCAGGGUGGUGAGCGGAAUCGCUAAAGAGUUGGUCGGCCCUCUGUUUACACCUGUGGCCCAGGCAGCUCAACGCAAGGUUGCAUCCAACACUUUUGCACAUGUUCUUGACCUCGAUGUACAGUUCCACUUGGACAGGAGAUCAGGCACCCUCUCAAGAAUACUGGACAGAGGAUCUCGAAGUGUGCAGAUGCUGUUUCGGAUUGUGGGCUUCACGUUUGUGCCCACUGUCAUCGAACUUGUGCUUGUAUCUGGACUCCUGGGCAAGACGUUCAGCCCCGUGGUCACCUUUGUUGUCAUCGGAACUUUUGCUGGCUACGUGGGGUGGACACUGUACAUGACUCAGGCCAUCACACAGUCAAGGAAGGUUGCCAACGAGUACGACAAUUUGACAACUGGCAAGGCCAUUGAUGCACUGCAGAAUUUUGAAAUGGUGACUCUGUUCAACAACCAGGACAUGGAGGUCGCACAGUAUGAUGAGUACCUUCGAGGAUAUCAGAAUGCUUCUAUCGACAUUGAGAAGGCUGCUGCCACAUUGAAUGCUGGGCAGAGUGUUGUUUUGUCCAUGGGUGUCACUGUUGCCCUCGUUGCUACACUGAUGCUCUCCGGGACGAAGCAAGUGACGCCAGGCGACUUGGUGCUGAUACAGGGCUUGCUCCUGCAACUUUGGUACCCUCUCCAGUUCCUGGGUUGGUUCUACAGGGAGCUAAAACAGUGCCUGGUGGACAUGGACGAGUUUCUCAAGAUCUGGCAGACCAAAACGAUGCUCCCAGAAGGUACCCUGAACCUCCCAGGCUCAAUAGCAGUGGAGGUUCCCACUGUUGGGGCAUACAAUGGCAACGGGGCCAGUGGCAACGGUGCUGGACACGAAACUGGAGUGUUGGUGAAUGGCAACAAGGCACUGCCCCCUCCAGCCAUCGAAUUCAACAAUGUGACCUUUGGGUACAGUGGAGAGAGAAAGGUACUGCAAGGAUUCAACCUCAAAGUGAAGCCUGGACAAAGUGUGGCUCUGGUUGGUGGCUCUGGAUCAGGCAAAUCCACUGUCCUGAGGCUCCUUGCUCGGCUAUACGAUCCAACUGAAGGCAAUGUCACAAUCGAUGGCAUUGAUGUCCGGGAUUUGCGGCAUGAAUCUUUGAGGGGUGCUAUAGGGGUAGUCCCACAAGACACUGUUCUUUUCAACGCAUCAGUCAUGGACAACAUAAGAUACGGCCGUCCGGGUGCCUCCGAUGAGGAGGUGAUUGCUGCCUCCAAGAUGGCACAGCUCCACCACUCCAUAUUGAGGAUGCCGGAGGCUUAUGAUACAAUGGUUGGCGAGAGGGGGCUGAAGCUGAGUGGAGGGGAAAAGCAGCGUGUCGCCAUCGCCCGAACAUUUGUGCGGGCGCCGCGGCUGCUGAUAUGCGACGAGGCGACGUCGGCGCUGGACACGAACACCGAACAGGAGAUCAUGUCGUCGCUCUCCCGCCUCGCGGAGGGCCGCACGUCCUUCUUCGUCGCCCACCGCCUGUCCACCAUCGUCGACUGCGACGUCAUCUGCGUCAUGGCUGACGGCAGGAUCAUCGAACAGGGCUCGCACGAGGAGCUCAUGGGCCUCGGCCGCACCUACCGCGACAUGUGGAUGGGACAGGCCGCCGGAAAGGACCUGUACGACAAGUGCAUCCCCGUGUAUUAG